This is a messenger RNA of Lingula anatina, 2089 nucleotides long. Its product is annotated as RILP-like protein 1. Lineage: Eukaryota; Metazoa; Brachiopoda; Lingulata; Lingulida; Lingulidae. Gene Ontology annotation, molecular function: small GTPase binding; protein dimerization activity; dynein light intermediate chain binding. Gene Ontology annotation, biological process: cilium assembly. Gene Ontology annotation, cellular component: cytoplasm; ciliary basal body. The record is from RefSeq and is a predicted model, not a curated record.
UGCGAAGUGAAUGUUUAGAAUCAUCGUCUUGUGACAGAAGCCUAAAUGCGGUCGCAAGAAAUCGAUCUUAAAAAGUGUCUGGAAACUAUGGUUCUGCAUUUGUAGGAAGCAUGCCGUACAAAGAAAAGGACAUGGAAGAGCUUGCAAACAUAACAGUAGUAGAUGUUUAUGAUACAGCGGCGGCAAUCGGAAAAGAAUUUGAGGCUUUGAUUGACAAUUAUGGAACCGAAGCAGUGACAGAUUUGAUGCCAAAAGUAAUUCGAGUUUUAGAACAGCUCGAAGCACUUGCCAAUAAGAAUGAAAAGGAAAAUAAUGAACUUGCCGACCUAAGGUCGGCGUUGCAGAGGAUGGAGGCAGAAAAAAUGGAGCGUGCAGCCGAGAGGGCAAAGUACGAACAGGAAUUGGAACAAAUUGAAGAUACUUGGAAGAAUGAUGCCAAAGAUCUCUUGCAAACAGUAGCUAAACUCCAGGAAGAGAACAGACGGCUGCAUACCAUGUUAGAGGAAAAGAAAGUGGAGAAGAAGGAAGAAAGAAAAGAGGCUGAAAGAAAAACAGAAGAGGAAGAAAUCCGUAUUAUGACCAAGUUAAAGGAGACAGUUGAUAAGCAAAGAGAUCAACUCAGGGCUUUAGAUAGAGUGAACAAACAGAAGACUGUGGAUAUUGAAGCACUUCAAGCACAACUGGAAAGAAUGGCUAAAGUGAAUACAGACCUACGGAGAAAGACCAACCACACAACAAAGCAAGCUAAACACCUUAUAGAGGAGAAAUCCGACCUUCAAGUACAAUUGCAGGACAAAGAACAACAGAUUCAUAAGAUACAAGAAAUGCUAAAACAACAAGAAGUAGAGCAUCAUGCUGCACCCCCUCCACAAACCCCUGAUGAUGAUGAGGUUGAAAGCUUGGAACAGAAGUUACAGAUGAUUGGUAAGAUGGUGAUUGACCUGAAGGACCCCAAUCGUCCUCGCUUUACACUGUCUGAGCUCAGAGAAGUGCUAUUGGAGAGAAAUGAGCUGAAAACAAGGCUCAUUGAAGUGGAAGAGGAGUUGGGCCACUACAAACCAAAAGAGGAAGACGAUGCUGAUGGUGAUGAAAGUCCCCCUCCAGUACAAGGACCAAUUAAUAAAGAGCCCUUUGAAAAGCUUUAUCCUGAUUAUAAGGAAUCUGGUAUUAGAAAAUUCUUCAAGUUCCUGUUUGGUAGUGAACCGAAGGACAAAAAAAGAAGCAAAUCCAAACUACAAACUCAACGGUCACCUCGGUCUUCUAAACAAACGUCCAGAGAGCAGUCUCCACACACUUCACGAUCAUCAUCUCCCAAGGGGGCAGAAAUGAGAAGCCCAGUGGAAAUAGAUAUUCAAAGCCAGUUCCCUUUAUUGUAGUGAUUGACUGUUGUGGCUUUUUAUUCUGGGUCACUGUGUGGGACAUUGAUUGUGCCUUGUUAUGGCAUGCCUAUUUGGGUAGUAAUGAAUCCAGAUUAUUUAAAUAUUUUAAAAAAGUGAAUUGCUCAGACUUAUGGCUAGGCUACUUGUAAUCUGACUGCAUAAAUGUGACUAUUUUAAAGUGGAAUUUGAAUUAUCAACAUUGCUAGGCUAUGCAUAUCACAAAAUCAGCAGAUUUCUUGAUACUAUCCAGAAUGUUUAAACAGUAAACACAUUUCUUAAACUAAAAUCUUUUUGAAAAGCUGACUUGAAUUUCUCUUGACAUGCUAAAAAGAAUAAUAGGCUGUGAAAUUAGUGUAUCAAGGUCAGCAAAUCAAAAUAUAAUAUCAGAAAAGUCUCAUUAUGGGCAGGGGGGACAAAUGAAGCACUGUGACCCCUCUUUUGUCAAAGGUCAUUGGUUUGAUCCCAAAUUUUAAACAAGGACAUCACAUUGUUGCAGAGAAUAAGAGUACUGUCUGUAAAUUGAAGAAUUUGAAUGACCAUUUUGAAGGUUCUCCAGGAAUUUUAUAUGGUGUUCUGUACACAGGUUAUGUGUAUAUAUACGAAUAAGAUGAGAUGUUUAGAAUUUUGUUCUGUUCCAGAAAAAAAUCUGGAGGGAGUUAUGAAUUUUUUUAAAUCACCACUGUGCAUUUUUAACAAAUUUGAUGGUUUGA